This is a messenger RNA of Kickxella alabastrina, 400 nucleotides long. RefSeq lists its product as uncharacterized. NCBI's taxonomy places the organism in Eukaryota, Fungi, Kickxellomycota, Kickxellomycetes, Kickxellales, Kickxellaceae. The record is from RefSeq and is a predicted model, not a curated record. Bases 98 to 331 code for a protein of 77 amino acids. The transcript has a single exon.
AGGCUUCUUUUAAUAAAAAUUCACUGUGGAUAUUAAUCUCUGCGAACUUGUGCGUCACGGCAGCAACAAUCUGGUCCUCAAAGCGACUAAUGUUUUAAUGUUGCUUACGGUUGGGGCUUUGCCAUGUACCGUUUGCUCAGCAGCGCAUUCGAUGGCUAGCUCAGUUCAGUUGCAUCCGUGUGAAAAGAUGUGGCAUUGCAUCUGGAUCGAAAGCUCCUGCCGCUUACACUUCACUUUUCAGAAACCUUCUAGGUUAGAGCCAGGUCACUCAAUGCCCAAUACAUACAACAUACUGUCAGUCUUCAAAAACAGAUUAAUUCAUCAAAAAUAGAUAUGGAAAUGUUCAAGCAUAGAGAAUUGGAGUUGUAUUCUUGCUCAUUUUUGUAGGGAAAAAAAACUA